AUGUCGGCAGGAACCACUACCCCAUCUGGCUUGGUCCCUCGAUUCCGAGCAAGGGUUACACAAUCACCAGGUUGCAGCAGCCUUGCAAUCUUCAACGAGGCGCAGCACAACCGCUCGUCAUCAGGCCAACCCAUACCCGACCCAGGUACCGAGCCAAUCAAAGCUACAGCCAAACUGAUGAUAAAAGCCAAACUGAUGAUAAAUCCUAACUUGGAGGAAGAAGCCAGGACCAUUGGAACGCCGGCGCAGCCCCAGCCCCUUAGUGAAGACAAAAGUGACCUAGCGAGCAACCCUGAUCACCCACAUGUCAACCAGACCUUGGCAGAUGAGGACACAGACUCAGAGGGGGACCGACCAUCUGACUUACCCCAGAAUGUACCAAACCGCCCAAUCGCAAUCGACAGGGCCCCACAAGGCAACCAGAUGAUUGUGGCCCUUCAAUCAACCCUUGCCCUUUCCGAAGCUGAUCUGCAGCCAAUUCACAACUGGCCGACCCUUAACCAACAACAGAAAACAUUUGCAAUUGCAAUGUACUUACAAUCUAUCAAUCACCAAAUCGACCAACUUGCCGCACAAGCGGGUCCCAAUGCCGGCCCCAUGGGCCACGUUUGGCACCAAGAUUUCCGUGCCUUCAUCCACACACACCUUUGGGAGAAACUUUUGCAAUCUGACCUCAUGAGUUACGGUCGAACCCACACCGUCAAGAAUUGCUCACUCAUCCCAAAAACCCCUCUCAUCCUCGUGAAGGAGGAGAUUGAUGAGAUGGAUGACAAUUGGAAGCGGGCCUAUCUCCCGGCCGGGUACCUUGAUGACCGACAGGAUGACAUCACCCUACUCAACAACCUCAUCAGGGAGCUUCUCAAAUAUGAGAAGAGCACAUUUGCCAAACUUAAGUAA
Puccinia graminis f. sp. tritici CRL 75-36-700-3 is the source of this 897-nucleotide messenger RNA. RefSeq lists its product as uncharacterized. The transcript has 6 exons. NCBI's taxonomy places the organism in Eukaryota, Fungi, Basidiomycota, Pucciniomycetes, Pucciniales, Pucciniaceae. Bases 1 to 897 code for a protein of 298 amino acids. The record is from RefSeq and is a predicted model, not a curated record.